AUGGACAAUCGACUAUCCUUUGAUAACCAUGUAGUUGAGUUAAAAAAGAAAUGUUUCAGAACCCUACGGAAUAUAAGAAAGAUACGGUUUCUUCUUACUUUCGAUCAAAUUAAAACUGUGGUUAAUAGUCUGGUGGUUUCCUGCCUUGAUUACUGCAAUGGCCUCUUCUUCGGUGCAACUGAAAAAGUAUGGCACCAGCUACAGUUAAUUCAAAACGCUGCAGCCAACGCUGUCACCGGUAAAUAUAAACAUGAUCAUGGAUGAUGACCUAAAGAAACUCCAUUGGCUGGAUGUCCGAAAACGUGUGGUGUUCAAGCUAGCACUGCUUGCUCACAAGGCGAUUGUAGGAUCUGCCCCAGAAUACCUCCAAGAAAUGUUUCGGUACUCCCAUCAUGGUCACUCUCUCAAGUUGAUUGUUCCACACGCUUCUUCGUUAGCAGGCCAAAGAUCUUUCAGCGUGAUAGGUCCCAAAAUCUUCAACAACCUUCCUCUGUCUGUUCAAAGCUGUUCUACUAGUAACAGCUUCAAAUCGGCCCUCAAGACUUAUCUGUUCAGUUUAUCAACUCAGGAUUUGGAAAAACUUUACUCAUGAACUCGAGACUCUAGGUUACUGAGUUAUAUUAUUAUAUCGUGUAUUGCCGGGAAGGCUGUUAAUUUAGGAUAGAGUUUUUGUGGCACUUAUCUUUUUGUUCUUUUGUAGUUUUUCUCACACAGCUGAGUAAAAGUUUUUUAACUUAAAAGCAGUGUUUAUAAUUCAAUUUAUUAUUAUUGUUUUAAACAACCGUUUUAAAAUAAUCAUAUGCAUCGAUAUUUGAUAUUCCAGAUAAUUUUAAUAACAAUUAAAAAAUAGAUGUUACAAAAUAACAACUUGGUUUUGCAGGGUAGCAUGACAAUAUGAUUGAUCUGGUCACCCCAAAGUCUUUGAAGAAGAGUGGCAAAAAGAAAAGUACCUCCAUCGAAUUCGGUAUUUCAUCAGAAAACGUCUUAAAACCCGAUGUCAAAAGGAAACGACAAAAUGAAAGUCUGUCAGAGGAUCUGAACGAACCUGAGUCCACCACUCCCGAUGAAAACUUCAUGUUGCCUGGCGACAUCAAGUUUAUAAAGUCAGAUAAGGCACUAGAAGUUGACGAAAGUACGAUACCCUCAGAUUUAGACGACCCUAACAACAGCCUACCACUUAGUAACCUAAUCGCUUGUAGAAGUAGUCAGGCAGCUCCAGAAAGUGGUCUAAAAUGUGUGUGGUCGCACAAGAGGAAAGUCCUGAAGAAGAACAGUAAAACUUGCAGAUGUUAUUCAGAGUUGGAGCAGCAGACUUUAGCUCGGUUAAACUCUAUUAAAGUUUUGAAAUCCAAGAAAAGAUUUGUGGAACACUUCACUGAAUUCGAGAAACAGGCAUCGGAUGUUCAAUGCGAGUAUCCGUACUGUAAGCGACUUGAUCCAGUUCCUGCGUCGCAACGUACAGUUUCCUGUAAGCUGGUGAAGAAGAGUAAACGACACAAGUUGUGUAAGAAAACACGGACAUCUCAGCUGCUUGUUGGGAGUAAGAGGGUCAGGGGUGAGGGGCUGAGAAAAGUGCGUUUGUCGUCGUACUUUAUAAACGAAGUGGUGAGGUUAAUGUUGGAUAACCCGACCGUUUGGUGCCUGGAUACUCUCAACAGACUACUCAAAACUAAACAACUUAAUUCUAGCAUAACACGUGACGUGGCUCGUGUGUUUCUGGACAGACAAGAUGUGCUCGGUUUACAAAGUUUGGUCAGAAAUACCCGAACUUGCAGCGAGAAACAUGUGGCGGAGGUCAUACAUUCUGUACUUAUGAGUCCGGUAUUCUCCCCUACUAACAAAGUAGAUGGUAAAGAUAAGCACACUCUGGACCAAAUGUUGGGUGUUUUGCUGUCGCUUCCGUUUGAGAGCUCCGCAAUGAAGCGAAAUAUAAAACUGUUUAUUACUCCUCAGCAGGCUAAGGUACUACUGACCUUUAUUUACGAACAACUUCUCAAUUCGAGACCUGUUCACUCAGCACGGCCUACAUUUGAUCAGGUUGUACAUUGGUGCGACUCUAUAGUCGAGGUGUACUUUUCAACUCUCGUUACUGAAACGGAGCUCGUCAGAAAAAUCAACAACUCCAUCAACCAACAUAUACAUUCCUGUCGCAGUAUGUUUGCUCUGAAUGAAUUCCUCUUCCGAAUAAAGCAUUCCAAAAAGUUCAGUCACUGAUAAAAUAUCGCGCAAUUAAAAAGAUAAAAUUUCUGGGUUUUAUCUUUAAAUUAAAGCGGAUUUUCCUAAAACAGACAGUAUCCUUUUUUCCAAAAUAAGUUGUUUAUAAAGUUUAGCGGUCAUUAUUAAUUAUUAGAUAUUAAAUGCGAGAUCAAAAUUGUUACCACAACCGAUAUAUUUACGAGGAGUACAAGUUUAUCAAGUCAAAACCUAGAUAGUAUCUAGAUAAUACCUAGAUACUAUCUAGAUUUUAUAUAUACAUAAUAAGGAGCAGGUGGUUUCAAAAGAUGUUUGCUCGGACCAACGGUAGAAAUUAUUUUAUUAUAUUUUACUGUACAGUUCAUUGGCACAACUUUUACCACCACUACUAGUUAUAGAAUUAGAAGGACGGCAUUUAAUCUAAAUUAUUUUAGGUGACACUUUAGUUUUUGACGGAUUACAUUAUCCAACGUUUUUUGGAAGAGAUCCGCUGUUUUAAAUUGGGCUAUUUUAAUUUUUAGAGACUGUUGAAUUGAGCUUAUUUUAUAUAGGGACAUCCAUUUGUGACUCUUUUUAUCAUCAUAAACGGUAAUUUAUUCAUUUAAA
Molecule: messenger RNA, 2799 nt
Organism: Bolinopsis microptera
Lineage: Eukaryota; Metazoa; Ctenophora; Tentaculata; Lobata; Bolinopsidae
Exons: 13
Coding region: 895-2214 (439 amino acids)
Source: RefSeq, a predicted model, not a curated record